Encephalitozoon cuniculi GB-M1 is the source of this 654-nucleotide messenger RNA. RefSeq lists its product as uncharacterized. The transcript has a single exon. NCBI's taxonomy places the organism in Eukaryota, Fungi, Microsporidia, Unikaryonidae. The coding region runs from base 1 to 654 and encodes 217 amino acids. The record is from RefSeq and is marked provisional.
AUGAAAUGUUCUGCGUGCCAAGUAGAGAUAGACAAAGACAUCAAAACUCACUAUGCUUCUGAAGUGCAUAAAAUAAAUGUCAAGAGACAAAUCUAUAGUGCUCCUCCGAUAACGGUUGAGGAAAUCAAUGGGGACCAUCUGAGCGAUGAUGUGUCUUUGGAGAUUAAUGGCCUUGAGGUUGGAGAGAGUGUUUUCAAGAGGUAUGCUAAAAAGAGAAGUCUGCCCAAGCCAGAAAACACUUUGGAAGUUGCAUGCCUGUUUUGCAAUUUUCCAGAAAGUGACAACCACUACAGAGAGCAUGGCCUGUCUGACGAAGAAAUUGCAUAUAUCAGUAGCAAGGUCUGUUAUGUGUGUUAUGAAGCUUUCAGCGAGCGUGAUAGUCUUGGAAAGCACAUUUCUUCCGGAAAGCACAGGAAUGUGGUAACCGAUGGCGUGAAUCUCAUAUUGGAAAACGGCAAGGUUAUCCAAGGAAAGGGGCGGCUCCGGGCGAGAGAAGAAGAGCCCAUCCCGAGACUGGAGAGGAGGGAAAGAACCACUCUUGUAAGAAGAUUGGUGCAAGAUGAUAGAAAUGAGUCCGCAAAAAACAAGAAUCGUCUGAAGGUUUCUCUUUCCAUGAACUAUCAGCCGCGCUUCAGGCCUGACUGGAUGCAAUAG